Molecule: messenger RNA, 1002 nt
Organism: Trypanosoma conorhini
Lineage: Eukaryota; Euglenozoa; Kinetoplastea; Trypanosomatida; Trypanosomatidae
Exons: 1
Coding region: 1-1002 (333 amino acids)
Source: RefSeq, a predicted model, not a curated record
AUGUGGGAGGCGGAGGCGCAGUCCGGCACGCACCGCGUGGAUCCCGUCGCGUACUUCCAGACGCGCCAGGGACGCCGCACCGCCGGCUACGCGCGGCGCCCAUCGCAGGUCGUGAUGGGCGCGGCGGAGGCCAGCGGGGCGUCGCCUCGUCGGCGGGGCCGGGAACGAGGACCCGGCAAAGACUUUGCACGAUUUAUCGAGAUGUUCGGCUUCCCCGAGCGGCGGCCGCAGCCCUCGUCGCAAAAGCGUCUCUUCUCGGCCUCCGCGCAGCCAAGCAGCGCCAACCUCUUUCAGCCCCCCGGCGAGCCGGAUCUACGGCGCCUGCUGCGCGGUGGAGCGGCAGAGACGAGGGAAGAGGCGGAGUCACUUGUCAACGGGACGCGUGCGUCGCUGCCGCACCGCGACGUGGAAAGUGUGGCGUCGCAGGGUGCAUGCAGCGUGGGCGCCGAGCUGUACGACAACGACGAGGAGGUGGUCGCCGAACUUGAGGAACGCAUUCAGCUGCUGGAGCAGGCGUUGGAGUAUGAGCGGUGGCGGCUGCAGUCACUGCGUGCCGGAAGAAAUCUUCAGAUUCCCGAAGCGGCCCCUGCGGACGCCCUGACGCGGCUUCAUACGGGCGCUGCAGAUGCGUCCGCAGGCGUACCCGGUGCGACACCGUGCAACGCUGCGGCCAGCGCCAUGCGAAGCGAGUGCCCAGUACGGUUGUGCUGCGAGCCACGGCAGCUGCGGCCGGGCGGUGAGGGCGCCUCUUGUUUGGCGUCCCACCCCGCACAAGCGGCUUGGAGCGCUGAUGAUAAUGAUAGCGUUUCACCACGAACGACGGUCGUCGUUCGACCAGUGCCCUCUCAUGACAAGCUCGCUAUCGCCAGACCAGCUGCCCAAGGGCAACCACACGCAGGUCGGCCAGAGUCACGAGCAUCAACAAGAGCAGCAACCACAGCUGUUGCAAUGCGGGGCCGCAGCAAUUGGACGCUGGCAGCUCACUACGCCGGAUGGACGUAG